UCAUCUGAUGAUCCUUAUUUCCUUAAUCACAAGGGAAAAUGGGCAUCGUCUUCAUCAUCUUCACCUUCAUAGCUUUGUCACUUCUCUUUCUCUUCUUAACAUUGUCUUUUCUCAUAUUCAAAAUCUUUUCUCACAAAUCCAUCAGAGACCCUUCUUAUCCACCAGUGAAAGGUACAGUAUUUCACCAGCUCUAUUACUUCAACAAACUCUAUGACCAACAAACUGAAGUUGCCAGGGAACAGAAAACUUUUAGGCUUUUGGCUCCGGAAUCAAGCGAAAUAUACACGACCGAUAUACGAAACAUAGAACACAUACUGAAAACAAAUUUCAGUAAUUAUUCAAAAGGUCACUAUAAUCAAGAGAUAGCUACGGAUCUUUUUGGCCAAGGAAUAUUUAUGGUCGACGGAGAAAAGUGGAAGCAGCAGAGGAAGCUAGCCAGCUAUGAAUUUUCAACAAGAGUUCUUAGAGAUUUUAGUUGUCAUGUGUUUAGAAGAAACGCUGCUAAGCUGGUCAAAGUAGUUUCCCAGUUUGCCAUUGCGGGUCAGGUCUUGGAUAUGCAAGAUUUACUGAUGAGAUGCACUUUGGAUUCCAUUUUCAAAGUUGGGUUUGGUGUUGAUUUGAAUUGCUUGGAUGGAUCAAGCAAAGAGGGGACUGAAUUCAUGAAAGCUUUCGAUGAUUCAAACGCUUUGGUGUAUAGGCGGUUUGUUGAUCCAUUCUGGAAGCUGAAAAGGUUUCUCAAUAUAGGCUCUGAAGCUUCCCUUAAGAAAAAUAUCAAACUCAUUGAUAAUUUUGUGCACAAACUUAUCAGCACCAAGAGAAAUCUUUUAGCUGCACGACAAGAUCAUAAUGAAAAGGAGGACAUACUUUCAAGAUUUCUGGUAGCGAGUCAGGAGGAUCCAGUGAAAAUGAGUGAUAAAUACUUGAGGGAUAUAAUAUUUAAUUUUAUGAUAGCUGGUAAAGAUACGAGUGCCAAUACUCUCUCUUGGUUCUUCUACAUGCUCUGCAAAAACCCUCUGAUACAAGAAAAGAUUGUGCAAGAAGUGAAAGAUGUCACUGGUAGUCAAGAAAAAGAGAUUAAGGUGGAUGAAUUUGUUGCAGACAUAACAGAGGAAACGCUUGAGCGAAUGCAAUAUCUUCAUGCAGCCUUGGCAGAGACUUUGAGAUUAUACCCUGCAGUUCCUGCGGAUGGAAGGUGUGCAGAAACGGACGACAUUCUGCCUGAUGGGUUUCGUUUGAAAAAAGGAGAUGGCGUGUACUACAUAGCCUAUGCAAUGGGACGAAUGCCUUACAUUUGGGGAGAAGAUGCAGAAGAAUUUAGACCUGAAAGAUGGCUCAACAAUGGAAUUUUUCAACCUGAAUCACCUUUCAAAUUUAUAGCUUUUCAUGCUGGUCCUCGAAUUUGUCUGGGGAAGGACUUUGCUUACCGACAAAUGAAGAUAGUAUCAAUGGCUCUUCUACGCUUCUUUCACUUUAAAUUGGCUGAUGAUACCAAAAAUGUAACUUACAGGACCAUGUUCACCCUUCACAUUGACGGAAACCUCCAUCUUAGAGCAAUUUCAAGGAAAAGCUGAUCAAUCUGUGUUCAAAAAUAGAAUACGAUGAACUUUUAUAUGCAAGUGUUUUACAUAUAAGAACUAGAAUUUUGUAUUAAUAUUAGUGUAUUAAAACACCAUGGUCAAUCCAG
Molecule: messenger RNA, 1684 nt
Organism: Mangifera indica (mango)
Lineage: Eukaryota; Viridiplantae; Streptophyta; Magnoliopsida; Sapindales; Anacardiaceae
Product: cytochrome P450 704C1-like
Exons: 5
Coding region: 39-1571 (510 amino acids)
Molecular function (GO): iron ion binding; heme binding; oxidoreductase activity, acting on paired donors, with incorporation or reduction of molecular oxygen
Source: RefSeq, a predicted model, not a curated record